GCUUUGUUUGGAUUCAAUAGUACAUUCGCCAGCUCAAACACAUUCACAAGAUUGCACCAAUGGCCGCCGCCGAACACGGAAUAAGAGUCGAACCUGAGAGAAAGAGCCUUCUCAGCCAACACACCGAGAAGCACUUCACCGCCGGCGAAAUAGUCCGCGACAUCAUCAUUGGCGUUUCCGAUGGCCUCACCGUCCCCUUCGCCCUCGCCGCCGGCCUCUCCGGCGCCAAUGCCACCUCCUCCAUCGUUCUCACCGCUGGCAUAGCCGAAGUCGCCGCCGGCGCCAUCUCCAUGGGGCUCGGCGGUUAUUUGGCAGCAAAAAGUGAAAACGAUAAUUACCUGAGUGGUUUAUGA
Molecule: messenger RNA, 353 nt
Organism: Vigna radiata var. radiata (mung bean)
Lineage: Eukaryota; Viridiplantae; Streptophyta; Magnoliopsida; Fabales; Fabaceae
Product: vacuolar iron transporter 1-like
Exons: 2
Coding region: 60-353 (97 amino acids)
Biological process (GO): intracellular manganese ion homeostasis
Cellular component (GO): vacuolar membrane
Molecular function (GO): iron ion transmembrane transporter activity; manganese ion transmembrane transporter activity
Source: RefSeq, a predicted model, not a curated record